AAUGUGACAACGCGCUGUUACCAGAUAAUUUGUGUAUUCGCGGCUGGUCACUCUGAUUGGAACGUUUUUCGCAAAAACAGCGGCUGAGCAUUGAAGUUUUCUCGUGUUUUUCGCUAUCAAACCGAAAUAAAAACAGCCCAGAAUGUCCUUUGUCAAGAACGCCCGUUUGCUGGCCGCCCGCGGCGCCCGUUUGGCCCAGAACCGCAGCUACUCGGAUGAGAUGAAGCUGACCUUCGCCGCCGCCAACAAAACCUUCUACGAUGCCGCUGUGGUGCGCCAAAUCGAUGUGCCCUCCUUCUCGGGAUCCUUCGGCAUCCUGGCCAAGCACGUGCCCACUCUGGCUGUCCUGAAGCCCGGUGUUGUCCAGGUGGUGGAAAACGAUGGCAAGACCCUCAAGUUCUUCGUCUCCAGCGGCUCCGUCACCGUCAACGAGGAUUCCUCCGUUCAGGUUCUGGCCGAGGAGGCCCACAACAUCGAGGACAUCGAUGCCAAUGAGGCGCGCCAGCUGCUCGCGAAAUACCAGUCACAGCUCAGCUCCGCUGGCGACGACAAGGCCAAGGCCCAGGCUGCCAUCGCCGUGGAGGUCGCCGAAGCGUUAGUCAAGGCUGCCGAAUAGACGUAAUCACCACACAACCGCCACCAAUAAACCACAAUCGAUGCUUUGUGUCUGAAAUAAAUAAAACAUAACGAUCACCUUAAAAAGCCAGAGAGUUAUGAAACAAUAAAAAGCGAAUCAUAAUAUCGUAUUAAUGACCCGUGAUCCACCA
This is a messenger RNA of Drosophila erecta, 767 nucleotides long. RefSeq names its product ATP synthase subunit delta, mitochondrial (gene ATPsyndelta). The transcript has 4 exons. NCBI's taxonomy places the organism in Eukaryota, Metazoa, Arthropoda, Insecta, Diptera, Drosophilidae. The record is from RefSeq and is a predicted model, not a curated record. Bases 143 to 616 code for a protein of 157 amino acids. Gene Ontology annotation, molecular function: proton-transporting ATP synthase activity, rotational mechanism. Gene Ontology annotation, biological process: proton motive force-driven ATP synthesis.